Messenger RNA from Echinops telfairi (small Madagascar hedgehog), 306 nucleotides. Its product is annotated as 10 kDa heat shock protein, mitochondrial-like. The record is from RefSeq and is a predicted model, not a curated record. The transcript has a single exon. Bases 1 to 306 code for a protein of 101 amino acids. Gene Ontology annotation, molecular function: metal ion binding; ATP binding; protein folding chaperone. NCBI's taxonomy places the organism in Eukaryota, Metazoa, Chordata, Mammalia, Afrosoricida, Tenrecidae. Gene Ontology annotation, cellular component: mitochondrial matrix.
AUGGCAGGACAGGCAUUUCGAAAGUUUCUCCCCCUCUUUGACCAAGUAUUAGUGGAAAGGAGUGCCUCUGAAACUUUAACUAAAGGAGGCAUGAUGCUUCCAGAAAAAUCUCAAGGAAAACUCCUGCAAGCAACAGUAGUAGCUGCUGUGUCUGGCUUGAAAGGAAAGGGUGGAAAGAUUGAACCAGUGAGUGUGAAAGUUGGAGAUAAAGUUCUCCCUGAAUAUGGAGGCACCAAAGUAGUUGUAGAUGAUGAGAAUGAUUUCUUAUUUCGAGCUGGUGACAUUCUUGCGAAGUAUGUGGACUAG